AUGGGCUUGGGGAGUUUUUACGGCCGAUAUAAGGGCUCAGAGACAGAGCGACCCCAUAAGGGGCCUCCGCGGGCAAUGUCUGCGAGCCCGGUGGCGUCGGUGGUUUCGAGCGAUGGAGAGUACUCAAUGGCAGGGACAGUUCUCAGUCAAUCCCGGAACACCCGCCCGCAGACAUUUAGGAAACAAUCGUCGCGGCCUAAGACAAUCUACCAAUUAGCUCACCCCGCGUCCCAUGCACGUCAUAAGCGAUUGAGGCUCCGACCCAAGCUUCUUCUGCAGCUACAGCGAGUAUCACAAACCCCACGCCCUCUACCUGUCCUGGAUGUAUUACCGUCGACCGUAUUUUUACCUAGAUUAUCGCGCAAAUUCCCCACGAUUUUUCGAGGCAAGAAGGGAUUGGGUCCCAAUGAUUUGAUCAUCGUGACCAGCGAUCUUUAUGAACGGUCCGGGGGGGAUAUUGCUGAGAAGUAUCUCAGCUCGGACGAGGAACACAGUGAACAUCGUGAAGUCGUCGCAACAAUUUGCCAACUUCUCAAGGAGGAUGCGUUGUCAAAAGGGAAGGCGGAGAUUUGUCUUAACUACGGGCCGGUGUGGGAAGCGACACCUCUUCCCAAUGGAUCCUACGAGUUUGUGGCCAACACCGAAGAUGGGAUUCAGAUCCUGCGAUGGGUACUUCGCGGAGCACGGAAUCGCCGCAUCUCCGCACCCCCUGGAACUACGCCCCAGGCGGACACGAAACGAUUUACUUUUAGCGUCAUCAACCCCAACACCCGUCGUCAUCCCGUCAUCGCGACUAUGGCUCGUAAUCACCUGGAGAUAUUUGAUGAGUACGCGAUGCCCACGGCAUCCGGACAUCCUCUGUCGCCGACGUCUACGAUGUCUGUGAUCAGCGAUGAUUCUGAACUGGACGCCUCCUUAGACAAGAAGGUCAUUGAGACGGACGAUAAUCUCCGGACGUUGAUCAUUAUCACCAGUAUUUGGGUGGCCUUCCGAGAAGGCUGGUCGCAUAAUUUCACUUAUGAUGACUCAGCUGUGACUUUCAACGCAGCACUUUCCCCAUCUCGACAGCCAUCUCCAUCGGCAGUUAGAACCGAGAAUGAUCCGAUACCCGCUGGAAGGGAUAACCGUUCGGAAAGGCUGGUAUCGAAUGGCUCGAGGAACCGCGCAUCGGUGCCAAAUAGCUCACAACCUAACGCGCUGUCAGACCGGUCCAUCGCGUACGGUAGUCUGACCAAGCGCUCGAAUUCAACAGGCGCAGCUUUCAUGGAGCGAAACAACCGGCGUGCUUCUGGAACCGUUGGCCGACCCAAAAGACAUAGUUUGCGUUCAAGUCCUCGCGAACUGGACCAGAACGGGAACAGCCCAGUGGAACAAAGUAAUCGAAGUUCCACAACACAGCCAGCAGCCCCGGAUCCGCCAUUGGAUAGCUCGCGAGGUAACGAUAGCUAUCCACUACACCAGCUUGAACCAUCCGAUCUAAAAGCUAAACAGCUGGGCCGAAGCAGCUCCACGAGGAGAUGUCGACGCCGGCUGAGCAAUAUUUUUGACUUCCUGACUCGAAAGCACCACUAA
Aspergillus nomiae NRRL 13137 is the source of this 1572-nucleotide messenger RNA. RefSeq lists its product as uncharacterized. The transcript has a single exon. The record is from RefSeq and is a predicted model, not a curated record. Bases 1 to 1572 code for a protein of 523 amino acids. Lineage: Eukaryota; Fungi; Ascomycota; Eurotiomycetes; Eurotiales; Aspergillaceae.